AUGCAUUCGUCCUGGGGCACCGUCGGCUUCCAGGUGACCUUCCAGGGCUCCUCGAGGUUGGUUGCAAAGCUCCGACCGUAUCGUGUGAAGAUGUACCACACCUGCCGUAUCAAUGGCAGAGAGAUAGUCCUGCAACAUGAAACUGGUGACAUGGUCAUUGCCACCGGGCUCCCGACGGCAGAGACACAUACGAUCUGGUGCGGCAGGAACACCGAAGCCUUUUACGGCAAGACUAUCCUGGAGGAGCUUCUGGUGGAUGCAGGGACGCAGUUCUUGGAGCCACCAAGCUUGGAUGACCAACUUCGCUUGGAGUUCAUAGGAGACUCCAUCACUGCUGGCUGGGUGGUUCUCAACAGUGCGGGGUCCUACAUCAACCAGAACCAGACUGGCGAGGAUAUCUUUCAGACCUGGGAUCGUCAUUUGGCCGACGCUUGGGGCACAGCAGACUGGCGCGCCGUCGCACGCACGGGCAUUGGGAUUUUCCCGUACCAGGCUUAUGGGAUCCAGUUCCACGCGGUCCAGAAUCGAUUCCUCUGCUCGGAGUACAGUUCGUCCGUUUGCUGUGCUGUGCCCUGGGACUUCGCCCUCUGGCAGGCAGAUGUGGUGGUGAUCAACAUGGGCACCAACGAUUACAUCCCCCUCAAUCCGAACAAGCCUUCGGCUUCGAGAUUCCAGGGCGGCUACGAGGAGCUCCUGACAACUGUCCGGGCCAAAUAUCCAGGUGCCUUGAUCCUCUGCCUCAUGCCGCUGGCCUACACAUGCGACACGGAGUCCAGGUACAACGACAUGUACCAGGGUUUGACAGAUGCCGUUCGAGCACAGCAAGAUGAGAAGAUCCGGCUCCACACCACGGGCACCCGGGAGGCUCCUUGGCUGAACUGCUAUUCCGACUACGUGGAUGGCACACAUCCGACUCGGGAGGGUGGCCGGAAGUUCGCCGAAAGGCUCUUGCCGAGUCUCACUCCGGAUGUGCGGCGUUUCUUCCCACAGAAGUGCGGUGGAACAGGCCCCAGAUGCACGCCGGAAGGGAAGCCUACCACUGUGACUGUGACUCCCAGGCAGACAACCACUCGGAGCACGAGCAAGGCGACGACAGGCACAGUUUCGACCAGUACUGCAUCUACCGAAGCAGAGUCCAUUCUGCACCAGCUCUGCUGUGAACUGCCGAUCAUGCGGUGGGGAGCUGUGCACGGGUGCUGGGGGUCCUCCAACUACGACCCCAACAGUGCCGACGACAGUCUCAUCAACGACCGCAGCCACGACGACAAACGAAGGCACAACAUCUACUGGACCCGCAUCUACCGGUUCGGAGUGCUGCUAUCCAGACUGUGCCGAUUCCCAGAGGGUUUGCAACACGGAGGAGCAGAGUUCUUUCUGCACCAGCUCUGCUGCGAACUGCCGAUCAUGCGGGGGGGAGCUUUGCACGGGUGGCCGGAGUACCUGGUCCGAAGUGCCGAGGAGAAGGCAGAUCUGCUCUUCGACAAGGAGGUCCUAGAGCUUGGCGCUGGGGUCGCUGCCUUGCCGGCAUCGAUUGCUGCGCGGCUGGGCGCUCGCCGUGUAGUCGCCUCCGAUGGCCUCGAGGCGGAGGCCCCUACGGUACCGGCCCAGCCGAUCCAUCUCCAGGGCGUCCUCGAGCAGAUGAGGCAGAACCUGGCCCAGAACGCUCCGACUGUGGAGAUCCGCAGCAUCCCGUGGCUCCCGGCCGGGCGGCGGAGCUACCGACACAAGGACCAGUUUGACGUCAUACUCUUUGCAGAUGGCAUCUACACGGAGCGGGGCGCCCUACUCCUUGCGGACGCUGCCACGGCCCUGCUGAGGCCUAGUGGAGUGCUCUUGGGUGCACUACCUGACCUACGCUCCGGAAUUGAGUCCUUUGAGGACGACCUCCGCAGCCGGGGUCUCACGCCUUCCGAGGUUCUCCUCGACGAGGACAUGAUCUCGGCCGCUUCCCGACCCUACGAUGAGGUCUCCGAGUCCAUGAGCAGGGUGAAGGUUCCCUUGACAUCGGAGUACUUUGUGUUUCAUCACUGGAGUGUAGCUUGUUAUGCAGGGCCCGAGGCCCGAAGCCUUUAUUUCGAUGUGUCACCCGGGCGUGAGACCUGA
Symbiodinium sp. CCMP2592 is the source of this 2103-nucleotide messenger RNA. The record is from the annotation of a GenBank genome assembly. NCBI's taxonomy places the organism in Eukaryota, Dinophyceae, Suessiales, Symbiodiniaceae.